AUUUCCAGACCCUUAAUCAUCUUGGUUUCCCUUCUCCGCACAUGUUCCAGCUUGUCAAUAUCCUCCUUACAUUGCUGGUUCAAAUCACUUCCACUCGCUAGAAUAAACACGUGUAGUUUUAAUAACCUGGAUGAGGAUUCUCAUGAGCCUGCCUUUUAAAGACCAGCAACCUGAGACUGGAGGCAAAGAAUUCUUGCUCCUUUCAAUGGAAUCCGCAACAUCUCCCUGGCCUGGGACAUACGGCAUGAGUGUCUGCUGCUGCUGAAAGGGCUUUGGUUUGGGGUUGGAAAGCUGCUGACCCAGAACUUUUGUGAAGUUCUGGCAAGGAGCAGUGCCAACAUGCUGAUGGGCUGACUCGCAGGCAGGCUGUUAAUCUUCUCCAAACCGUCAGCUGGGAGGCCUCUGCAUAAUGGCUCUGUAUUGUGGAGUGGAGCCCUCACUAUUGAAGUGAAAGGCAAUGGGUGGGGUCUGCUGGAUGGAGUUGCUGCUGCCUCAGCACCCCUCGAAAGCCAGGGAUGCGCUCAGAGGCAAGCGCAUAAAUAGGCGUCUGCUUCCUCUGCCUGCCUGCCUGCCUGUCAGAGUUUCCAACAGCAUCUGGAAAAGGAGGUAUGAAUGUGUCCUCACCAGACACAUGGUUACCCUGGAGUCCUUCGCAUAGCGCUUCCCUACCUCCAGCAAAAGCUUUUGAAUGUCAUACUUAAGCUUUUGAUCCAUGUUAUCCCCCCACAGCCAAAAAAAAGGGGUAGAUGAGACCUAAAGACAGUAAGUUGUAUGUAACGGCAUCUGUCUUUGUACCAGCGACAGCAGUGAGGGAAGGCCAGGAAGAUGUCGCGGAGGGCCUUGGGAGGGUGGGGAACUGGAACACCAGGCAGUGGAAUUCCAAGACUGAAACCUGAAGGAAGCUGCAAGUGAGGUGGCGUCUUGAACUACAACUCAUUGUGGGUCAGUGGGUGGGCAGAGUGCUGAGAGGAAUCUUACAGGGUUGAUCUGUAGCAGCAAAAAUGCAGUGUGCUGCUCUGCAGUUCCUUGAGGUGCAGAGCUUUGAGUCAUGCACUCUUGGAGGAGAACCUUCCAUGUGUCUCUGCCUCCCUGAAGCUUAGAACUGCAGAGUUGGAAGGAAUCCUAAGGGUCAACCAGCUUCACCAGUAAUAAGGAAUGAGAAAAAGACCAGCUGGGUGUGGGAUGUGUUUACUCUCCACCCCUGUGUCCCCUGUCUCCAGUCCAAUGAAGUUGACAGUUGCCUCCAUCACAAAUAGGUUCCUCCCCAAAGCUCUCCUGCCCUUUUGGUCUUAAAGCUAGACAAUAAAGUAGGAAUGACCACUGCCUUACUUUGGCCAGUUCUUUGCAGAUCAAUCUCCCAGAGUCCCUGGAGACUGGGAGUCUCCUUAUGCAGAUGAUGAUCUCUUCAUUCUCAUGCUCUCUGGCAGAAAGCCUGGCAGAAAUCUUUGGCAGAGAGGAUUUUCCUCCUUGGAGCAAUAACCAUCUCUAACUUGCACGGGGAUGGGGGCGGGACAGGGUUUGAUUGCAGACACCAUGACUGAACAACAGACCCCUAUGGAGGAGAUGGCAGCUGCGGAGAGCCCAGAGGAAAUGGGGCCAAAUUACAAGGUCACCCUCUUCGAGAUGGAGAAUUUCCAGGGCAGGAAAUGUGAGCUCAUGGAUGAGAACCCCAACGUGACGGAGAAGGAGUUGGACAAAGUGGGCUCCAUCCAGGUGGAGGCUGGCCCGUGGCUCGGGUUUGAGCGUCAGGCAUUCAGUGGCGAGCAGUUUGUGUUGGAGAAGGGCGACUACCCUCGCUGGGACUCCUGGUCCAACAGCCACUACAGUGACAGCCUCCUCUCCAUUCGCCCCCUACUGAUCGACAGUGCAGACCACAAGAUCCACCUCUUUGAAAACACCAGCUAUGGGGGCAGGAAGAUGGAGAUCGUGGAGGAUGACGUCCCCAGCUUGUGGGCUCAUGGCUUCCAGGACCGCGUGGCCAGCAUUAAGGCCCUGAAUGGAAUAUGGGUGGGAUAUGAGUAUCCCGGGUACCGUGGCCGCCAGUACGUCUUUGAGAAGGGUGAGUACUGCCACUGGAAUGAGUGGGAUGCCAGCCAACCUUUGAUCCAGUCAGUGCGGCGCAUCCGGGACCAGCAAUGGCACAAAAGAGGCUGCUUUGAGGAAAGCUAAAGUAAUAGCGAGUCACAUUCAUCAAGGAGAAGAAACAGAAAUGAGACCCUCCCCUCCCUGAAGUGCUGGCAAAAGGCCGUGUUUUGCUGUCUAAAUAAAAAUAAAGCCUAAUGUUCUCAAUAAAGUUC
Messenger RNA from Podarcis muralis (Common wall lizard), 2297 nucleotides. RefSeq names its product beta-crystallin B3-like. Gene Ontology annotation, molecular function: structural constituent of eye lens. NCBI's taxonomy places the organism in Eukaryota, Metazoa, Chordata, Lepidosauria, Squamata, Lacertidae. Gene Ontology annotation, biological process: lens development in camera-type eye; visual perception. The record is from RefSeq and is a predicted model, not a curated record.